UCGGUCCAUAACAACCCCUGUCACGGAGGCUGAAAGCUACCGCAUAAAAACGUGUGCAUUUAUCGGAUAUGUGUUGUUGCUAAGGGCGUGGAUGUGUGUCUUUAAAUUGAAUUGUCUCCUUGCAAUGGAAAGUGUAAUUUGAGAGAGACACCGCAGAAAUACAGCCCGAACGAACGGUAAAAUGCUCUGAGCACGUCAUCCACACUGGGAGAAUACCGUGCCGCAGUGAGCAAACAAUCUGAUCGCUUCUAUUCCGCUCCCUGACACUGCUGAACAGAACUUCUCCCCAGCGGAGGCGAAUAGUUAACGGAGUGAUGCGAUGGGGACGAUGCCGUCCCUGACUUCAUUCUGCUUUUAAACCAAGAAAAAACUGUAAUGAAUACUCAAUAACCAGCUACGGGAUCGGCUAGCCUAAGAUUAUAGCGGUCACAGCUGCGCACCUGACAUUUACAUGGUUCUUUUGAGGGAUUAGAGAGAGACGGAACUAUCCUGGCACGACAACUAUCCGUGAGUGUUUAUUGUAGCAUUUCUACCUACCACGAGUUCUGCUUCUAAACUGUAACCAAUUUGAUCAGUUAAGAAAGCAAUGUUGCAAUAAACUGCAUAAAAUAGGAAUGAAUUACAUUGUAAUUUAUUAAUGCAACAUUUCAAUUGGCUGGCUGGCUGGAUUUGUCAUAAGCUGAGCCGCAUUAAAUCAAGCAGUGGCACCAUUGCACCUGUUAUAAGAGUUUGUAAUCAAUUGGUAUUUUAUAAAUAUGCCAGAUAUCUCAAGUGAGAUUAUUAUUUUAGGGAUAGUAUAGCUUCGUAUCUGCGUCAGUACAGGCGAACGUUGAAGGUAUGCACUCCCUCGCCGCUGGGGAAGGACAAUAAUAGUAGUCGUCUCUGAAUGUCACCGGUAAGUGUCUAAACAUUUCCCGGGGAUGGAUUCCGGGGACGACUCGGGCUCGGACCCGCCACUUGGAUCCACAUUCUCCUCGGUGCCCAAUUUAGACUCUGACAUCAAUGACAAUAGGCUUAUCUAUGAGAACGGUGGACAGCGGAAUGUCAACAUUGAAACGGCAGUGCUGCGUGGGGCAAGCGACCAGAGCGCGUUUCCCUUAUCGGACUACCGGGGACUCGUCCGCCAGAGGUUCAUUCGCAGAAGUUUGUGGUUUUCGGACGCGGACGACCAAGCGUUGGACGCGCCAGAAUGCGGUAACAGCACUCCAGUGCUCAGCGUCCACCUGCGCACCAUCGUGGACCGAACCCGAACCCCCGCGAUUGGACCACGCGUGGCUUUCCAGGUCCAGGAGAGCUCGAGCACCGAGAGCCAAGUGGGGCAGAAGGACAGCGCAACUGAAAGCGUGAGCGCGGAUGAGGAGAAGGAGAGGAGCGUGGCCGACCCCAAACCAGAUGAUGCAGCUGAACCGUCGCCUGAUACCACUGGGAAAGCUGGGAGUGAUGAAAACGAGGAUGAGAACGAGAUGAAAGCCGUGUCCACCUCACCCGGGGGCCGGUUUCUCAAGUUCGAUACUGAACUCGGGAGAGGGUCUUUCAAGACUGUUUACAAAGGUCUGGACACAGACACCUGGGUAGAAGUCGCUUGGUGUGAACUUCAGGACCGUAAACUGACUAAAGCGGAGCGUCAGAGGUUUAAGGAGGAGGCAGAGAUGUUGAAGGGUCUCCAGCACCCCAACAUUGUGCGUUUCUAUGACUUCUGGGAGUCACCGGUCAAAGGGAGAAAGUGCAUCGUUCUUGUGACAGAGCUCAUGACCUCAGGGACACUAAAAACGUAUCUCAAGCGUUUCAAGGUGAUGAAGCCCAAGGUUCUGAGGAGCUGGUGUCGACAGAUCCUGAAGGGCCUCCACUUCCUCCACACCAGGACCCCUCCCAUCAUCCACAGGGACCUGAAGUGUGACAACAUCUUCAUCACCGGCCCCACCGGUUCCGUCAAGAUAGGAGACCUGGGAUUAGCUACGCUGAAGAGGACCUCCUUCGCCAAGAGUGUCAUCGGCACCCCAGAGUUCAUGGCCCCUGAGAUGUAUGAGGAGCACUAUGAUGAGGCGGUGGACGUCUAUGCCUUCGGGAUGUGUAUGUUGGAGAUGGCCACCUCAGAAUACCCCUACUCCGAGUGCCAGAACGCUGCUCAGAUCUACCGCAAAGUCACCGGCGGGGUGAAGCCUGCCAGUUAUGAUAAGAUCAGUGACCCAGAGAUUAAGGAGAUCAUCGGGGAGUGUAUCUGCCAUCGGAGGGAAGAGAGGUACACCAUAAAGGACCUCUUGAACCAUGCCUUCUUUGCGGAGGACACAGGCGUAAGGGUGGAGCUGGCCGAGGAGGAUGAUGGGAAAAAGAAUUCCAUUGCCCUCAAGGUGUGGGUGGAGGACCCUAAGAAGCUGAAGGGGAAGUACAAGGACAGCGGGGCCAUCGAGUUCACCUUUGACCUGGAGAAAGAGACCCCAGAGGGUGUGGCCCAGGAGAUGGUGGAGUCGGGCUUCUUCCUGGACAGCGAUGUGAAGAUAGUAGGAAAGUCCAUCAAGGACCGAGUGGCUCUCAUCAAAUGGAGGAGGGAUCGGACCGUCCCUGCAGUCGGCACCCAGACACAGAACCUGCUACAGUGGCCCAGCAUGGGGUUACCACCACAGGGGGCGCCACUGGCCCCAGCAGAGUCUGAGGAGGAAGAGGGUGACCAGCCCCUUACCCUGCUCUGCAGCCUGCCGGCCCCAUACAGUCAGCACAGUGCCCCCUACCAGUCCCUCCCAGAGCCCAUAUCUACACCCCAGGUCUACAGCCCACCUGUGCAGUCCCAGGCCCAGCUGCACCAGGCGGCCUACCAGCAGCCCACUGCACAGCCUCCGCAGGUGGCCUACUCCCAUGCUAGUACCACACAGUUUCAUCAGGGGGCCAACCAGUCUCCACCUCCCAGUACAGGAUUGACCCAGCCCCAGGCUCAGCAUAUCUCUGCUUCAGCCACACCAGGGCCUACAGUACAUAAGAGCAGACCAGCUGCAACACAGAGCUUCCCAGCUGCUGCCCAUGUCCCCACUGGACAGGCACAGGCACAGCUUACUGCUCCUGUCCAGCCCAACCAGGAGUUGUCUACCAGUCAGCCUCUACCUGAGCAGUGCUCUGACAUCACCACCAGUCUUGUCCAAUCAGCUGCCUUCCUGGCCAGCAGUGCUCCUCCCCCUCUACAGCAGCCUGCCCAGGCCACACCCCCUAUUGAGCCACUACAGAUCAAGACAGAGAUCUGGAUCAGUACCCCUCAGGACCCCCAGGAAGAGGCUCCGGUGUCACCACUGGCCCCGCUCCACCCCGUCCAGCCUGCCGUCCUGUCCCCUCCCCGGAGGGGGCAUAUGGUUGACCCCGACCCUGCUGCUGCAGCCAGGUCUGAUCAGACACUCCCUGAGAGUCCAGCCCCGGACCCACCCCUGGCUCCGUUCUCGGCUCUGGCUGCAGCCUUGCAGCAGGCUGGCACCCAGAAAGGUACCAGCCUGCCCACGACUCAGCAGAACCUGGAAACUGAGUCCAUAUCUACCGUUUCCCAACCCGAGGCCAGCCAAGAGGAGCCAGUGCAAGAGAAACCCAUGGCGUUUCACAGUUAUGCAGGCUAUGACAGCUUCAACUCAGAUGUGGCGUCGGGUAAAGAGAUGAGUGAUGGUUACGAUGGCUCGGCCAGCAGCGGGAAGGGAGACGGGAAGUCCCGGAAACACCACCGCAAGUCGACCCGCACACGCUCACGCCAAGAGAAGACCAACAAGCCCAAACUGAGCAUGCUCAAUGUGAGCAACACGGGCGAUAAGAUGGUGGAGUGCCAGCUGGAGACCCACAACCACAAAAUGGUAACCUUCAAGUUUGACCUGGACGGAGAUGCUCCAGAAGAAAUCGCUAUUUACAUGGCAGAGAAUUUCUUCAUCCUACCCAUAGAGAAGGCGAUGUUCAUUGACCAGUUGAAGGACAUCGUGGACAAGGCUGAGGACAUGCUGAGCGAGGACAUGAAGGGAGAGACGGACUCCGCUUUGGGGGGCAGUCCCCAACUGGGACACACCUCUUGGGGGCUGGGGGGAGAGAGUCAGCAGCCUGGAGUACCCCAGCCUGUUUAUCAGCAGAAUGUGCUCCACACAGGGAAGCGAUGGUUCAUCAUCUGCCCAGUGGAGGAGACUCCCACCUCCAACCAGGAUGGGACUGCAACUAGUCAACACGAUGGGACUACAACUACUCAACAUGAUGGGACUACAACUACUCAACACGAUGGGACUACAGCUACUCAACACGAUGGGACUACAGCUACUCAACAUGAUGGGACUACAACUACUCAACACGAUGGGACUACAGCUACUCAACAUGAUGGGACUUCUCAGCCUGAUGGAAGUGCUGUGCCAGUAUCAGCGUCCUCCUCCAUAGCUAACUCUGUGUCUGGGGGGAGUGGAGGCUUCAACUAUGAGGGCUAUGGCCUCUGUAGCCCUCCCAUCCUGUCCUCCACAGACCCUCUCCUCCUGGCUAUGUCCCAUGUCUCAGCUCCCUCUGGCCCCCCAUCUGUCCAACCAGGCCAUCCUCCAGAGGGCCAGGCCCACAGCUCUAUCCUGCCCAGGCUGCAUCACACCCAGUCAGCCUUGGCUCUGCCAGUAGCCCCCUCUGGAGGUCUCCGUAGCUCCCUGCCUGGAGAGGAGCACCAGGGGGGAGGGCGUCUUCGUGCCAUCUCCCCCAUCCACGCUGUCCAGAAGAUGGCGGAGAUGGCAUGUGCUGCCUCCAUGGUGGAGGAGGUGCCCUGCUGCCCACUGGCCAUGCCAAUGUUCCUGGAUGUGAGUGGUGGAGCCCAGGGGAAAUCAGCUCCUCUCACCCUUCUGCCCUCCCAGGACCCCUCUACCUCCUCAGCCAGAGAGUCCCUCCAACUUUCCUACCCCUCCGUUGCCCGCCCUGAACGCUCCCAGCCACCUGUGGUGCUCCUGCAGCCCUUCUCCAUGGGUGGAGCAAAGGCCCCCUCGCUGCCCCAGAGCCCUGCCCCCCACCAGCACACGGCAGGGGGGCCCAGUGAGUCAGAUGGGGAGGGGCGAGGGGUGGGGGGCCGAGGAGGCUUUGUGGACAGCACCAUCAAGACUCUGGACGAGAAGCUGAGGACCCUGCUGUACCAGGAGUACGCCCCCAUGUAUCCAUCAGGCAGUGCUGCGGAGACGCCAGGCUCGGGGACGGAGUACGUCCAAUCCCCUCCUGGCCCAGACAGCUCCACCUUGGGUUCAGGAAGCAACACUCCCCGACCUGUGGGGGAGGGGCGCUACCGGACAGGGGAACAACUGCCUCAGAUUCCAGAGAGGAUGGACAGUUUGAGCACGUUGAGUGAUUCUGCGGUGUGUGCUCCCAUGUCUAGGAGACAAAACGUACCACACUCUACCUCCUGCUCUGGCUCUGGAUCCGGAGGCCAGUUUAAGAUGAUCACAGGCCUUCCUGAUGUGGUGACGCAAGGAGAGCGGAAGCAGAGGAGUUGGAGCAGCGCUGCCUCCCCGGCGCACCCUGCUGGCCAUCUCUUAGACUACCGCAGCAGUGCCCAGGCCGCCUCCACCAUUAUCGGACGUUUCUCAGUGGUCAGAACCGAGGACGACAUCACCCUGAGGAGCUAUGACAGCCGCUACUCCGCCCCGCCAGACUUCUACCUUGAUACACCCCCCGCCAUGGCCAAACGGGGGUCGUUGACACACGCCUCCACAUCCACCUCCGUGUCUGUUGAUGUUACAGUCCACGCUCACGCGCGCUUCCUGUCCUCUGACUCGGGGGCGGAGAGUAGUCCGGCCAAGCUGGCCCCGGCCACGCCCUCACGCCACGGUCGCUCAGGGGAGCGUAGAGGAAGUGACCUCAUGAAGAGAGCGGUGGCUUUCCUGCGCCGUUCAGGCCGUAGUAGUAGUGUGCAGAGCUCUGAUUCGCUGAGCCGGCAGGGGGGCGUGCAUGGCUUGGCCUAUGUGAGCAGUGAUAAUGACUCUGAGUUAGAGGACUCGGAUAUGAAGAGAGAGCUGACCAGACUCAGGGAGAAACAUUUAAAGGAGCUCUCGGAGCUGCAGGCGCACCACAGAGGGGAGAUAGAGUUGCUGUACCGCAGGCUGGGUAAAGCCACCUCACCCCCCCUGGGUCUCUCUCACUCAGUUCCCCCCAAGCGGAGGAGCAAGCACAAGCACAAACUGAAGGCUGAAAAACUCCUCAGUCCUCUGGUACAACAGCUUAGGCAUGUCAACACCAAAACCAGCGACUCUGGCAAAACCAGUGAGACUACAGUCAGUCUGAACGGGUCUCCAGCCAAAGCUCCAGUACAGUUGGACAGAAGAGCCCGUUCAGGUACCAGUCACUUGGAUACCUCCACCUCUGAACCUGUCCAGACCAAGCAGCCCUGCUCCCUCAAGGGUUCCCUCUCUUCAGACAACAUCUACGCUGGAGCUGGACUACACGGAGAGAGGACAUGUCCACAAGCUUCACCAGGCCAAGGGUCAACUCUGAAACGCCUCUGCCUUGGAAAAGAUCGUGGAAGGGGGACUGGAGCAGGCCCAGGUGCAUCCCCCCAGCCACCCCAACAACAGACAGCCAGCUCUACUCCUCCCCACCAGACAGUAGCAGGGCUGGCCCAAGCCCAGGCCAACAACAGCAACAACAAGACAGGCACCUACACCGGCACCUACAUGGGCUCCUACACAGAGUCCUUCACAGACUCCCUUCACAGGAUAGUGGAUGAUUGGACCAUGGAGGCCCUGGGUGUCGCCCGGCGCCCGCGGACCAGCUCCCUCAACCUCAGAGGGCAACCACUUUGGAACGAGGACCCCGGGGGGCCCAGAACAAGAGACAGACUGUUCAGCGCUCCAGAUGCACCUGCCAGGACAGCCCCUGGCUCUGAAGGCCCCCAGCUCCCCCUGUCAUGGCCGAUGAUUGACAAUCAGGCCCUGUGCUCAGUGAUGAAGACCAGCUCCCCGAGACAGGCAGAGUUCCAUCCUGGCUACAUGCUGGCCCAUUCAGGCCCAGACCUGUUUGGGGGGCUGCUGCUCUCGCCCCUCUCGCCCCUCUGUGUAAGCCUUUGGCCUGAGCUGCUGUCCCCCUUGGGUUCAGGGGUGUUUGCUUUACCUGCCGUGCCCCCAACCUUUGGCACCACCACCCCUGGUCCACCCUACGAACCACCCGACCCCAAACCCAGGAACCUCUAACCCCUGUAGCACCAUGUCUUCCAACUAUGUUUCCAAAAUGAGUUAUAUGUAGUUAGAGCUCUAGUCUUCCCUUACCACAAUGUAAACUAUUUCUAUUUAACCAGCAUAUAUGUAUAUAAUAAGUAUUUGAAUACACACUGAGUGUACAAAACAUUAAGAACACCUUCCUACUAUUGAGUUGCCCCCCACCUUUUGUCCUUAGAACAGCCUCAAAUCGUUGGGGCAUGGACUCUACAAAGUGUCAAAAGCGUUCCACAGGGAUGCUGACCCAUGUUGACACGGAUGCUGGCCCAUGUUGACACAGUUGUGUCAAGUUGGCUGGAUGUCCUUUGGGUGG
Molecule: messenger RNA, 7488 nt
Organism: Oncorhynchus gorbuscha (pink salmon)
Lineage: Eukaryota; Metazoa; Chordata; Actinopteri; Salmoniformes; Salmonidae
Product: serine/threonine-protein kinase WNK2-like
Exons: 27
Coding region: 921-7151 (2076 amino acids)
Biological process (GO): negative regulation of sodium ion transport; positive regulation of potassium ion import across plasma membrane; intracellular signal transduction
Cellular component (GO): cytosol; cytoplasm
Molecular function (GO): potassium channel inhibitor activity; protein serine/threonine kinase activity; ATP binding
Source: RefSeq, a predicted model, not a curated record